Colletes gigas is the source of this 4077-nucleotide messenger RNA. RefSeq names its product E3 ubiquitin-protein ligase RNF19A-like. The record is from RefSeq and is a predicted model, not a curated record. The coding region runs from base 204 to 2567 and encodes 787 amino acids. Lineage: Eukaryota; Metazoa; Arthropoda; Insecta; Hymenoptera; Colletidae. Gene Ontology annotation, biological process: ubiquitin-dependent protein catabolic process; positive regulation of proteasomal ubiquitin-dependent protein catabolic process; protein polyubiquitination. Gene Ontology annotation, cellular component: ubiquitin ligase complex; cytoplasm. Gene Ontology annotation, molecular function: ubiquitin protein ligase activity; ubiquitin conjugating enzyme binding; zinc ion binding. The transcript has 13 exons.
CCGUCAGCUGUUGUGUCAAGUGAACGUCCUUAACCAACAAAAUAAGUGAAACUUAUCAAUAGUGUUUGACUGCAUAGUAAUCUUGUUAUUUGUUAUUAAAAGUGUUGUAAAUUUCACUGGAUUUGUUAACAGAAACGAGAUCAAUUCACCUUGAAUCUGUGAAGCAAAGAAUGAGACUAUAGUGAUCUCAAAUACCUCUCAGGAUGUUCAAAGAAAAUGAUAGCAGUUCAGGAGGCUGCAGUGGUACAGCUCCGCGAUCACGACGAAUAUUGCCACGAUUUUCUCUACGUCGAUUAUUAUAUUCGAGUCCGUUAAUUGGCCGGCGAAUUGCCAGAACACCUAGUUCGAGUAACAGGAGUACUAAAACUAAAGAUCAGGCUGGUAGCAGAAAUACAGAUGUGGAAAAAGGAGAAGCCAGAGUAAGUAAUGGUUCAAGCCAUUUUCAAUUUCAGAAUAUAGAUCUACAGCGUGCUUCCAGCAAAGGUUCUGUACUUUCUUCUGCAGGAAAGAGUAAUGAAAAUGGGUUGAUGGAAUGCCCCUUAUGUUUGGCUGAAUUUCCAGUGGACUUCUUUCCUGUAGUACAGUCUUGCCAUCAUCGCAGUUGUUAUGACUGCUUUCAACAGUAUCUUAAAGUUGAGAUUUCAGAAUCUAGAGUUAAUAUAGCAUGUCCUGAAUGUUCAGAACCAUUACAUCCAAACGAUAUACGCAUGAUUUUAAACGACCAAACACAGUUGGAAAAGUACGAAGAUUUUAUGGUACGAAGAGUACUUGCUGUGGAACCCGAUGCAAGAUGGUGUCCUGCACCAGAUUGUAGUUUUGCUGUUAUCGCCAGUGGUUGCGCAUCAUGUCCAAAGUUGCGUUGCGAACGGCCAGGAUGUGAUUCAUACUUUUGUUACCACUGUAAAGCACAAUGGCAUCCUAAUCAAACAUGCGAUGCCGCCAGAGCCCAGCGCGCUCAGUACUAUGAACGUAGCUCGUCUCUCAGUUUCAGUCAAAGUGAUUCGCAACACAGAGAUGACAUUAAACCUUGCCCAAGAUGUCAGGUCUUUAUUGGUAAAAUGGAUGAUGGAAGUUGCAAUCACAUGAUUUGCGCAGUUUGUGGGGCGGAAUUUUGUUGGUUGUGCAUGAAAGAAAUCAGUGAUCUUCAUUAUUUAAGUCCUUCCGGUUGUACCUUUUGGGGAAAGAAACCAUGGUCUAGGAAGAAGAAGAUCCUUUGGCAACUUGGAACGUUAGUAGGAGCUCCUGUUGGAAUUGGUUUGGCCGCUGGUAUAGCUGUACCUGCCAUGAUUAUUGGUAUACCGGUAUGGGUGGGGAAGGAAUUGUAUACAAGGUACGAAAAAGCUAACAAGCACAAGAGGAAUGCCUUCAUUGUUGGCGGCGUCACUGCAUCCGUGUUAGUAUCGCCAAUAUUAGCAGGAUUGGCCGUGGGUAUCGGCGUUCCCGUUCUGUUAUUUUACGUCUACGGUGUGGUCCCAGUUUCUCUUUGUCGAAGCGGAGGUUGUGGCGUUUCGACCAAUGGAACGGGUGUUCGAUUUGACUUUGACGACGAGAACGAACUGAUGGGUUCUUUGGGUACCCGCAACGGUGGAGAUGCAGCAUCGAUAGAUGUCGCGAGUCAUCGUGGCGGUAAUCCUUCGAUAGGAGAAGCUUCGCUUUCAUUAGGCAGCGGAAGCCAGUUGGAAAAGCUGGGUCGAGAAAAUGACCGUGAGAGCGCCAGCAACGUAGCUCUCGCUGGCACCAGUCUCGCCGGAAGCAUAGCUUCCAGCGUCCUUCCGGGUGGUCAGAGAUUGGAAGUUCAAGCGGACGUGACGUCCACGCAACGAUUCAGCUUGUGCAGCGAAACUGUGUCCGCCACGACCAGUUUGUCCGAAAAGUCUGUAAACGCGUCCAUCGCUUUGGAUGAUGGCGCAGCUUCCACGAGAGCCUCGGCUGGCUCCGUUCAAAAUUUCAAGAUAGAUGGUAGUUCGAUCAGCGGAGGAAGACCUACGGAAGGGGAGCAAGGGGCAAGCUCUAUUGCCGGGGGUCACAUGGACUCGGCAGGACAAGCUACGUCUUUAAGUUCGCUCGAAGAGGUAGCGCCAGGUUUAGCGAAACGCGCCCGACGCAAACCGACGUUAGAUCGUCAAUGUAGCGAUUCGAGUAAUUGGACCGUCUGCGGCGAAGACGGCGGUUCCGAACGCGUCAGAUUCGAUGAUCAUGUUAGUUUUAUCGAGGCGGAUCAAGAAAGUGUUGUUAGUACAUGCGGGGUGAGCAAUCGAAGCACUGGACGACGUAAACGCAACAAGGAGACGGAACAGGAAACGGAUGCUCAAAAAACUUCAAAGAAUUGUAACGGCGACUCGAAUAUUGAUUCCUCAGCGGACGACAACCUGUCGCGGGAACGGGUCAACGUUGCCACUUUGAGAAAUGUCUUCUUUUAUAGUUCGACGGUGUCUACGGAUCGCGAGAAGCGAUUAUCAGUGAUAGAAGAACCGUCUCCUGCCGGAGUACAGAAUAAAGGUGGUCGUUUUUCAUCUUCCGACGAGGAAUGCAAAACCAGUAAUGCGGAUGAAAAUGUGACCUCUUAAGAACAAGUAAAGACUGAGUAUUUUAUCUAUUAACGAUGUACACGCGUCUUUUAAGUACGAGAUGCGUAGAUACGUAUUCACAUAUGUGUGUAUAUAUGUAUUGUAAGUGUACACCGCGCGCGUGCAUUAGCUUUGAACUUAAUGUAUAUUAGAGUUCUGCAACGGGCGGGUAUCUCAAGGUACUACCCGUUCAUCCAAUUAAUGGAUUAGACGAUUAGAGUGUGUUCAUGUAUCGGUCGGGAUAAAUUGUAGUAGCUUCGGUGCUGCUACGGGAGGGUAUACCAUAGCAUAGCCCGCAACCUGCCAAUCAUGCAUUUACACGAGACUCACCUGGUCGAUUGUCCCUUUAUUUGACCAUACCUAUGCGUUCGAUCUUUACUUAAACUCGCCCGACACGUAUAUUGCGAUGCAACGAGGAAUUUCGUAAGUCUGUAAACGGCGAUCUAUGUCGAAUCUGUCAAAUGAUAAAUAGAUGCUAGUGAUUAAAAAUCAGAUAGUAGACUAUAUUUGCAGAACUCUACUAUAUUUAUGCAUAUUACGUAUAAACGUACUAUGAGUGCAAUAGAGGGAACAAGGUAAAACUAACUUUGCAAAGCAAAGUACAUCGAAGUAAACAGUAUAUGCAUUCAUAUUUUCGAGAGGUGUGUAAAUAUUUGACAUUUACGCGCGCGUGCACGCGCGCGCACACACACACACACACACACACACACACAGAGAGAGAGAGAGACACACAGACACAGACACACAGGCCUCACAUUUGUUACAAACAAAUGACAUUAAUUUAAUGCAAAUGAUUUUCAUCUUGUGCCAGUACAUUCUUGAGCGAGGAUGAAUAUUGUUGUAACGCGCAAGAGGUUAUGUUCUUGUAUGCAAAACGUAGCGCUAGCAAAUCCAACAUAUUGGAUUCGUUAGAAUAAGAAAAAAAAAAAAAUCGACACCAAUUGUUGUAUGACAUAAAAUAAGAGUGAUUAUAUGAAAAGUUGAAACGAAAUUAUGAAUAACUUCAUAAAGUCUUUAUAACGUUGCAUUUUACGUCGAAUAACAAUUAUCAUUUUCUAUGGAUGACGUACUCAUCGAUUUGUCAAUCAUCUCUCCGGGUGUACAAGUAUUAUAAGAGUCUUUGUAUAUGAACAAAUUUUCUAAAUGUUGUCCUUUGAUGUAUGAAAAUAUACAUAACAUGAAAUAUAUUUCUGAAGGCAGUGAUUAUGCCUUGGUAUUGAGUGUAUAGUGUUUUAGGAGAAAAAUUUAAGAUUACCAUAAAAAAGAGAUAUGGUAGUAUAUUAUCCUUCGCUUAUAUUUAUUUAUUUUUAUCUUCAAUGAUUUACAUAUGAUAAUUUCAGGUGCUUUGUUAAGCAUGUCAACAACUUUGAAUUGUUUUUCUUGCCCAUAUAUACACAUUUACGUAAUACUAUGCACGAAUCACUAACGAAUAUAAUAAAAAGCAUAUUGUGGAACUAUUUUUGCGAUUUUACAUUCUAUAAACUUUUGGCUUUAAGUUUCAAAAAAUUUA